Molecule: messenger RNA, 636 nt
Organism: Lactuca saligna
Lineage: Eukaryota; Viridiplantae; Streptophyta; Magnoliopsida; Asterales; Asteraceae
Source: the annotation of a GenBank genome assembly
AUGAGCAAACAAAAUGCUUAUUGCUCACUUAUAUUGAAGAAGUACAAACUGUGGGUAGAAAAGGGACAUCCGAAAGCCGCUUCUUUGAAAACCGUCCCAUUAUUUUUUCCAGAGCUUUGUGCAGAACUCUUUGAUGGAAACAGUGCAUCUGGUAAUCUCAGUUAUGCCACAUCCCAAACACCAUCGGGACAUGGAUCAUCUUCUUUCCAUGUCGCACCACUACAUCUUAUGGAUGCCCCUUCUAUUAACAUAGAUGAGGAUGAUUUCUUUUCCAAUCAUAUUAGUGAGCAUUUUACUCAGCCUCCACCUUCUACUGCUUCACCAUCUGCUGAUUCACCUUUUGUUGCUUCACAUUUUGUUAACCCCAACAAAAGGGCUAAACCCUCAACUCCUAGACCUCGAGAUCCUAGUGUCUCACCUGAUCCACCUUCUUCUGCCUCACCUAAAUCUUCUAUUACUGUUGAUGAUUUAGCAUUGGAGAUGCAAAAAGCUCUACACCAUUUGACUCAAGGGCCAACAAUUCCCCAAUGUUUAGAGAAGCUUGAGUUGCUCGAGUUAGACCCAAUAGACCCUCUACAAUUUGAUGCGUAUCACAUUUUUGGAGGGACCAUGAAUAUGAGAGAGAGAUGUGGGUAA